Messenger RNA from Limulus polyphemus (Atlantic horseshoe crab), 5767 nucleotides. RefSeq names its product trafficking protein particle complex subunit 10-like (gene SIDL). The record is from RefSeq and is a predicted model, not a curated record. The transcript has 2 exons. The coding region runs from base 238 to 3615 and encodes 1125 amino acids. Gene Ontology annotation, cellular component: TRAPPII protein complex. NCBI's taxonomy places the organism in Eukaryota, Metazoa, Arthropoda, Merostomata, Xiphosura, Limulidae. Gene Ontology annotation, biological process: intra-Golgi vesicle-mediated transport; early endosome to Golgi transport.
AAGGGGGAUUGAUGUAUCCUGUGUAGUAGUAAAUUGCUAACAAAAGUUUAUUUUCCUGAUAAAUUCAACCGGGAAAAUUAUCAGAGAGGCUUGUGCUGUUGAAGAAACUAGAGAAGCAGGCUGUAUAGAAAGAUCAUUCAGUGACGUUUUCAUCAUUUAAGAGAAUGUGGCACUUACAGAGUUAACAGAACCUGAAGUUUCUUAAACAAAUUGUUCAAUAUACUUUUUUUUUUAAAAAUGGAAUCAAAGCCAGUUAUCACAUAUGCUGGAGAUCUUAAUCUUUUUGCCUCACUCCAAUCGACUCUUGAGAAAAGAUUAUCUGAAGAGACAGUGGAAUGGCGAAGGUCAUAUGGAAGAUCACCAAAGAUGGUAAAAGUAGAAGCAGAUUUUGUGCCAUUCAAUGAAGACAUCAUUCCACAGGAAGGAGAGUGGAACAUCUCAGGUCAUCCUCUUCUCCACACCUAUUGGACUGAGUGCAGCAACUUGGAGAGCUACAAAAGCACAUCUCGAGAAGAAAUUAAUGCUUGGUUUUCAUACCUAAAAUUAAAAAAUGUUCAUGAUUGGAUGAUUGUUGUUGUCGACCAUGCUGAUAUAAGAAAAGCCAAUAAAGCCAAGUUAUUACCUCGAACAACUGUCCUAGAUAAAGUGAAAAAUGAUUUUCCAAGUAAAAACUCUGAAAGGUGUAUUUCCUUGUUGGAUCCAUUGAAAAAUGACUCUAGGUCUAGAGAGUCUUGGCAAUCAUUUUUGCACAGAGUCAGAAUACUGGUACUUCAGGCUUAUAAUUACCAUCUUGGACGCUAUGAGGAAUAUGUUAGAACACAACGCGAGCGUCGUAAUGAGCCCGGGUGGACAUUUAACAGAUUUUUCUUUCUUCAGGAAGAACUGGCCUUUGUAUUUGAGAUGUUGGGCCUAUAUGAAGAAGCACUCGUUCAGUAUGAUGAACUGGAUGCCCUAUUUUCUCAAUUUGUUAUUAAUUCUAAUGUUGGAGGGAUGCCUGAAUGGUUAACCCAGUUUUGUAAACCUUGUGAUACCUGGCCCGGAUUGUGUUUAUUAAAAUCCCAGGCUCUUUUGGAGAAAUUAAGAGAAGGUAAAAGUUCGCUACUUGAUUUUAGAAAUUAUCUUUUCUCUCGUCAAUGUAGUCUAUUGUUGCUGCGUUUAAAGCCGUGGGAAUUAGCACAGCGUGCUUUACCUUUUUUGCACAAUUGUGUUAAAGAACUAAAAGUAUUGGAAAUAGUUAUGCCACCAGGAUCAAUUGCUUGCUGGGUUUUUUUAAGCUGUUUAGAAGUCUUGCAGACAUGUGAAAUAUUUAAAGAAUCAUCUCAGGUUGAAGCAUGCUCAUUGUAUACAGCAGGGCUUCGCUCUUAUGCUCGAGAGAAACUGCACGAACUUGGGAUUCUUUGUGGGCUUAUGCCUGAUAUGGAAGCCACUUCUGAGCAGCUCCAUCUAGUGGUUAGUCUGCUAUCUAGGAUUGGCAAUGAUCCACAUGCUGAAAAGGCCCCACAUAGCCCUCAUGCUAAGCUAUGUGAAUCUUUAUCAUCGAAGGAAGCAUUUUUAAAAAACUACCUAGAAAUGUCAGAACUCACUAUUAGUACUUUUAAGUACAUUGGUCAGGUACGAAAUGCCAGGUUGAUAGGAUACGAUUUGGCACAGCUGUACUUAAAACUGAAAGAGCCACAUAAAGCUGUAACAUUUCUAUUGGACAUGUUGAAAACAUACCAACAGGAAGGAUGGGAAAAACUUCAAGCAAAGACAGAGGCAGAACUGGCAGCUUGCUAUAAAGCAAUGGGAAAUACACGAUCCUAUAUCAAGUUUUGUGCUUACCUGUCGGCAAGUUCUUCAGUUGUACAGGAAGAAAAAGAACACUAUUUUCGUGAACUCAUAACACUGAAGAAGAUGAUUGAGAAAGAUGUUUAUUUAAGAUCAUACAAGCUGUUGUUUAUAACUGAUGUAAAGAUUCAGAAUAGUGAAGUUAUUAUUCCUGGAUCAAAAAUUCAAGCUUCUGUCAAAAUAAGUAACUUGUUUCCUGAAGAAAUUACUUGUAAUAGUGUCUCAGUUUCUGUGGUUAAACUUGAAGAAAGUACUGUGCAAAAGGGCCAUGUACGAACUACAAGUGGCUCCGAAGACUCAAUCCCUCUGCCUGAAUCAUCUCCCGACCUUAUUCAUCAUCACGAUGGAAACACAGGUACUGCAAGAAUACACUGUUUUAAUGUUUCUCAGGUUUUACAGAGGCGAGACAGUCAUCAUAGUUUUCAUCAGGACAGUAGCAAAAUCACUAAAGAUGAAUGUGAAAUAGCUUUUUACUGUCAAAACUUGAGGUUGAAACCUGGAGACAAUUUAGUCACAUUAAAUGUUCAAAUCCAUAAUGAAGGGGUUUACUCUCUGAAACAAGUAAGUGUGGAAUGGGGAAAGCUUUGGUUUAUUCAAAACCAUAUAAUACCACAAGUUACAUUCCAUGUCUUACAUGAACCUUGUAAGAUGGACCUACAUCAAAAUCGAGGAGAAUUAUUAGCAGGGGUACCCCAGAACUUAGAGAUCAAUGUAAACAGUGGCAGUAACCAUGUUCCUCCUGGGACAGAAGUUAUUUUGAAAUCCUCCAGAGGGCUUUUAUUGUCAUUAGACCCUAGUGUUGAAGAUUUCUCUGAUGAGAUCAAAGUUGUUUUAGCUGGAAUAAAACCUUUUCAAACGAUAAAGGUUACUUUACAUGUUCUGGCUCAUUUAGGGCCACAGAGAGACAAUAACACAGUUGAGCAUCAGAUUAACUUAAAAUGGCUGUACUUAGAUCAGUGUGUUACCAUUCCACUUCAUUUUCUGCCACCAUUUAUGAGCAUAAACAAGCUUCACACAUGUGAAAAAAGAAAGUAUGUGCAAAUUAUUGUUCAUGGCUUAACCAGCGAAUCCUUUAUUUUAGUUAACUCUUCACUGAAGUCCAUAGAUAGUAAGCAAGUACAUCCAAAGCCUCUAAGUCUUUCCAACGGAACCUUGAUUGUAAACACAGAACAAACUGCAGGCUUUCUCUGGGAACUUAGACCUGAAGAAUGUGCCUUGUCCCCAAUAAAAUUUAUUUUCUCGGUGGAUUAUUUGCCCAAACAUUCUGACCAGUCGAUGGUACGCAAGUACACUUAUGAUUUUCGCCUCGAUAGCCAUAAAACUUUGUACGUGGUGAAAGCUCAAGUUAUACCAGCUAAAGGACUGGAAUUUUGUCGGGUUGGGAGCAUGUGUAACAUGCAUUUAAGUAUUAUUCAGUUCCAAUCAGUCACUCCUAAUGAGUCACUAAUGUAUGAGAUUGUGGUAGACCAGUCACAGUGGGCAGUUUGUGGUAGAACAGCUGGUGUGGUGAAUGUUGAUAUGACUGGUAAACAUAACGUUACUUUGGAGGUUAUGCCAUUAAUAGGAGGAUUUUUACCACAACCUGUUGUUAGGUUAUCCAGAUACAUUCCUGCAGACCACCAGAAACAUUUUGGAAAAGAUAGUGGGCUACGAUCAGAGGGAAAUGGUCAUUCUGCUGCUCGUCUCGAACCGUUUAAACUGGGACAGGUCUAUAACUACAAUCGAGCAACACAAGUACAUGUACUGCCAGCUACAGCAACAUCGGGAAUUGAAGUUGUGGCUACUUAAUCACGUUUCAGGAAGUUUGCUUUUUUUAUAGUACGUGGACUUCCAGGCUUAUUUGUAUAUAUUUACAACUUACAAGUUGGUGAUUUAGAUCAUUGUCAUUUUACUUCAGAAAAUUAGCAAAUAUGGUUGUGCACAACUACUUUCAAACAGAUACGUUAGAAUGUUAAGUUGAUAUUAUCAUAUGUGUAAUACAAAUGCUGAUUUGAGUUUUAAAGUUAGAGUGUUUGAUCAGUUAAUACCUACUGUUUGUCCUCUUUUGACAAAAAUUCAAUAUUUUGGAUUAUUGAUAAAUAUUCAUCAUCUGUUUUGAAGAUUUGAUUACAAGUUGAGAAAAUUGUUUGUCAUACAUGAAAAAAUAAGAAAGUGUAAGUAAUAUAAAAUCUUUUGAAAUGAAAUAUUUACAACAUUAUAUGUGAAAUACUGACAAUUUGAUCUUCGUUGUGGUUAAGAUUUUACUUGUGUAAAACUGUGUGUAUCUUGAGGAUCAUUAAAAAAAGAAAAUCUUACAAUAGUCAAAAAUAUGAACGAAAAAGGCAAUAGUUCAAACUAACCUUCUUUGGGUCGUCAGAAUGAGGUUUUCUCUGGUGCAGCGAAGAGCUAUGUGUAACGUAUAGAAUUCAUCUUUGAUUUUGUCUAGAUCACUAUAUAUAGUACAACUUUACUUAAUCACGACUGGAGGGUAAAAAAAGAUUUUCAAACAGUGAUGUUUAUCUGUAUGUAUUAACUGACAGCAUAAGACUAAAAUACUCAAUUUACUAUGAGUAAUGUGAGGUAUGUUGAAUUCCUGAAACACUGUUAAUGUAAAUUUAAACAUAGAGUUCAUAAAUUCUCUGUUUAUUAAUGAAUAAUUAGAUAGUUUUUUAUUUAUGAGGUAACUUCAUUUAGAUUUGGACAACUCAUAAAAUUUGAAGUUUCUUUGCAUUAGUUAUGUAUUUAAAUUUGAACUGCUGUAUGUCUUCACGUCGUUUUUCUACAGUAUUUAAAACCUAAUUUUCAACUUGUAUUCGUCCAAAAUAAAAAAAACAACAACAUAAAGUCAGCAAUAUAAAACCAUGCCAGCAAUCUUCAGUAUUAUAAUCUUUACAAAUAUUAGUUGUAAUAAAAAGACAAAUAUUUCCUGAUUUCCACAAAGUCUAUUCCUUGAGUGUAUUUGUACAACUUAAUUGUUUUCUUGAUAACCAUAAGGAACUAUUAUCUCUUCCUUUUUUUGGAUUAAUUUAAGUAAAAUAUUAUUAACUAGUGAAUCCAACAUGAAUAAAAUAAAAUGUUUAUUUUUCAUAACUCAUGGCUUACAAUGCAGUCUUGUUGCUUCAUUUAAUUUUCCAUGUGACUAACUUUUUUUGCAUUUUGGAAUAUCGAAAUGGGUUUACUCUUUGCUGAUUUUAACUUUCCAUGGCUAUUUUUUAAGACUAACAAUAUAUUUAGCUAAAUAUAUAUGAAACAUCCAGAGUUCAAGAUACUUAGAAUUCUGGGUGGCCAUGGACCUCAAUGCCAGGGAACUUGAAAAAUGUGUCAAAAAGUCAGAAAUAAUUGUAUCCAGCCCUUUAUCUCAGAACCUGUAAGUGCACAUAAACUAUGUUGCUUAGCUCUGGCAGUUAUUGGUAUAUUUUAAUGUAGUCUUGGUUGUUCUUUUAUCUGGUGAUAACUGUCAUUAUACUUGAUGAUACAGUAGCUUAGAUCAAAUAUUAUUUUAUGAAUAAAAAUUUUGUUUUAUUGUCCACCACUAAGUUGUAAUGUCUGUGUUUGCAGAUCAGUUUUUUCUGUAGUGCCGUAGUUUGAAGCUUUUUGUACUUUAUAGCCAUAUAUGAGGAAGAGCUGAAUUAUCAGUGUCAUAUGUGUGGGUCCAGAAAAAAAUCUGCAAUCUUGCCUGGAAAGUUGUGGGAAAAAGUUUGGAAAGAAUUUGGACACCUGAAAGGAAAUUGUGCAUUAAUACUGUAAUAUCAUAUUUUAAAAUGACUGUGUCAAACAUUUCAAUCUAGCAUUUAUUCAAGCAGAUUAAGAAAGUCUGUGAUAUAGGUUAUUUUAUUGUGUUGAGUAGUCUUUCAACAAUUCCAAAUAAAAAACAUACUGUAGGAACUGUUAUAAUUAACUAAUUGUAGUUGACCAAAGCAAGUAGUUUGCACAAUAAUAUUUAUUACGUGGAGUUCUUGCA